AAAACUGGCAAUCUCCCAGCUCAACGUACAACCUGAUGAAUUGAAAAAAAAAAUUAAUGUUGCAAAACUGGCUAUCUCCAGCUCAACGUACAACUUGAUGAAUUGGAAGUGAAAACACAUGCAAACAACAGCAGCCAUUCAACGACAACAACCGGACAAACCAAAGACCCUGGCCAUCCAUGUUAUAUAUAGAACGGCGGCCCCGUAUCUCCAUCUCGUGUCCCAUUCCCACGUCAAGAACGAGAGCCGACUCAUGGCCGUCAUGGCGGCGCAGAAGAGCGUGAUCCUCUACCCCUCGCUGGGCGUCGGCCAUCUGAACCCCAUGGUGGAGCUGGCCAAGCUCUUCCUCCGCCGUGGCCUGGCCGUCGUCAUCGCCGUCGUCGACUCGCCCGACAAGGACUCCGUGUCGGCCGACGCGAUAGCGCGCCUCGCCGCCGCGAACCCGGACAUCGCGUUCCGCCUCCUCCCCGUCCCGUCCUGCGGCAGGGAGGACUACCCUCACGCCGUCAUGCGCAUCAUGGACGUGAUGCGCGUUGCCAACCCGGCGCUCCGGGAGUUCCUGAUGGGCGCGCUCCCCGACGUCGAAGCGCUCGUGCUGGACAUGUUCUGCGCGGACGCGCUCGACGUCGCCGCCGAGCUCGGCAUCCCGUCCUACUUUUUCUUCGCCUCCGCGCUCAGCUACCUCGCCAUCAUGCUCCGCCUACCGGAAUACUACCCCACCGUCCCGUCCUCGUUUAAGGACAUGCCCGAGACCGCACUCCACUUCCCCGGCGUGCCGCCGAUCCGCGCGCUCGACAUGGCGGCCACGCUGCAGGACCGGGACAGCGACAUGGCCAAGGCACGGCUUGCCCAGUGCACGCGCAUGCUCGAAGCGAGGGGCAUUCUCGUGAACAGCUUCGACUGGUUGGAGUCGCGGGCUCUUGAAGCGCUCAGGUGUGGCCUCUGCACGCCCGGGCGUUCAACUCCACCAGUCCACUGCAUCGGGCCGUUGGUCCUUCCUGGGAACACGGGAGGAAUCAGCGAGAGGCACGCGUGCCUCGAGUGGCUGGACACCCAACCAGACCGGAGCGUCGUUUUCCUCAGCUUCGGCAGUUUGGGAAGGUUCUCCACAGCGCAGUUGAGGGAGAUGGCGCGUGGGCUAGAGAACUCCGGGCAGAGGUUCCUGUGGGUCGUGCGGAACCCACCUGAGCACCAAAGUAACUCCGCCGAGCCAGACUUGGGAUCGUUGCUUCCCGAGGAUUUCUUGGAGCGGACUAGGGAGAGGGGCUUUGUGGUGAAGAAUUGGGCGCCGCAGAGCGAGGUGCUGCGGCACCCAUCCAUCGGAGGGUUCGCGACGCAUUGCGGGUGGAACUCAGCGCUAGAGGGCAUCGCUUCUGGCGUGCCGAUGAUCUGCUGGCCGCUGUAUGCGGAGCAGCGGAUGAACAAGGUGCUCAUGGUGGAGGAGAUGAAGGUGGGUGUGGCGAUGGAGGGGUACGAGGAGGAGCUAGUGAAGGCAGAGGAGGUUGAAACAAAGGUGAGACUCGUGAUGGCAUCUGACGAAGGGGAGGAGCUUCGGCAGAGGGUCAUGGUGGCCAAGGAGAUGGCCGUAGAUGCUCUCAAGACAGGGGCGUCGUCUGACGUGGCGUUUGACGAGUUCUUGACAGACCUGCAGAAAAACAGAACCUCUACGGAGAAACUCGCCACGUGAAUUGUGAUGAACGGGUCAUUAUAUAUGGAUUUACAAGUUGACCUUUUUGCUAUGAGUUUGCAUAUACAAGAGUAAUAUUGGAAGAAAUACCGUAAAGUCAAAUUUCAAAUAUGUUCCUUUGAAUACAAUAUUGUAUUGAUGUCAACGUCUUACUGCCUCUAGUGUGGCAUAUAUACUGGCACGUAUGUAUAUAGACCGUCAGGCCGUUCAGCAGCGCUAGUUCUUGCUGCUGCUGCUGGCUUCUGCUGCCAGCGGCUACAGCGCAGUUGCUAGCUGCUGCUUGUGGCUUCAGCUGAUUGCAGCGGUAGGAGAAGCAACUGGGUAGCGGUGCUAGAUGUUGCUUAGUGAAGCGCUCCGAACGGCUGGGCUGAAAAGUCCAGCCGCAAAAAACCAGCGCAGCAGCAGAAGCCCACCGAACGAGCUGCGUGUCCUUGAUGUACUAUGACUACCAUGUAAACGAGAAAAUCGAGGGAAAUGGCGAGAGAUGAAUAUUUCUUUAGCAGACGACAAAACAAAAUAAGCCAAAAUAACAUGGUGGCUGAUACGGUAGAAACCAACCCGGCUUGCAUUGAGAUGUGGAGAGGUCACCGGUGUCCAGUUACAUUGAGUGGCGAGGAUCGCACUUCGCACCUGGUUCAUCAGGAAUGCGCUGACGCGAAUGCUGCAAUCCUUUGCAGACAAGACGGCGACCACACGUUCCCCUGUCCCCUCCAGAACGAGAAGCCAGCCAGCUUUCAAGUGCGGUUAGCCUUCAAUUCAUGCCGCUAAAAAACCGGCAACAAAGAAGUAAACAAAAAUGAAAACGCCACCUAUCUAUCGUUUCCCUUUCUACUAGUACUAGUGUAGAAGGGAAACAUGCUCUUGGCUUCUUUGCUGCCCGUCUGAUGCAGCAACACCAAAGACAAUGGAUGAAUGGACCAUGCACGCACCACAGCCCACAGGUUCAUCAUGUUUGUAAACGACUCGACGUGAAGCCAAAGAGUUGCCACGUCCGCUGUCCUAUCCAGCCUCGCAUCCCGGAAAGAUCCUUUUUUGUGCCCGUGCGCCCGGGCUCUGCACUCAUUCUUUUGUCGUCGCUUGUGGAUGCGAUACCAUUUAGGCCUCACAGGAGUAAAGUAGAGUAU
This is a messenger RNA of Setaria italica (foxtail millet), 2811 nucleotides long. Its product is annotated as anthocyanidin 5,3-O-glucosyltransferase. The transcript has a single exon. The record is from RefSeq and is a predicted model, not a curated record. Lineage: Eukaryota; Viridiplantae; Streptophyta; Magnoliopsida; Poales; Poaceae. Gene Ontology annotation, molecular function: UDP-glycosyltransferase activity. Bases 119 to 1687 code for a protein of 522 amino acids.